This is a messenger RNA of Hyaloscypha bicolor E, 272 nucleotides long. RefSeq lists its product as uncharacterized. Bases 42 to 263 code for a protein of 73 amino acids. NCBI's taxonomy places the organism in Eukaryota, Fungi, Ascomycota, Leotiomycetes, Helotiales, Hyaloscyphaceae. The record is from RefSeq and is a predicted model, not a curated record. The transcript is spliced from 2 exons.
CUGCGCCCUAUGGUCGUGUGUUGUCCCAGAACUAGUUAGAAAUGACUCUGUUGAAUCUGUUGACAUUUUGGAGGGUUUCGAAAUCGUUUGCAUUCUGGUCUCAUGCCACGGAUGUGCUGGGGCCUGGGUCCCAGGAAAGAGAAUUGCCCAUAUUUCAAACCAAAUAUUUUCGUCACGGCAUCUGUCUGGUAUCACAAGGCGACAUAUCAAUUGCCAUUGUGCCUGAUCGAUACUCUCACAUUGUUCUGGUUCGGUACGACUGAGGGGUUGGC